UCGUUCCAACGUCCAUGCAACUCGGUGACCCUAGCGUUUCUGUCGCUUGGUCAGCUUUUGUGUGUUUUCCCAUGUUGACAAACAGCUCUGGUUACCACAGCAUGAACCAGCAGAGCCUGUUAAUUUUAAUUGUUAUUUGCUGUAUAACACAGCAGUGACCGGUCCUACUAGCAUCUGCUAACUUUCACUUCCUGGGAUUUAGAAGCACCCCCUAGAUAUUUACUGUUUCAAAGCAUUUCUUACAGAUAGAUAAGGACGUAUAGUAUAUAUUCUGUUGGUGUAGUUUAAACUAUCUCCUCAAAGGUAAUGGGCCGUCCCUGUGCAGCGUUGCAGGGGGGCCACCAGCUGCGGUCUCCCAGCCAAGCCAUGCUUAACUAAAGCAUGAUGCUCUCUUGCACUUACUGUCCGUCAAAACGGAUAAAGAGAGGAGAGAAUAGCUGAUGGAGAUAGUGUUACGCGAAAAAGUAUUCAAGUGAUGACACUUGUCUCUCAAAUGCAUGUGUAUAUUUAAUGGGUUUGGAUGCCCCUGAUUGAGGCAUGCAACGUGACGGCUGUCACGGCUUCUUGAAUGAAUGAAAAUGACUGUUAAGCGUUUAGUUUUCCACUUGGAAGGUUCUGGCUUUGACAUAAUCAGAUGGACGGUGAGGAACUUGACUGGACUUGUCACAACUAAUAAAAGGUCAGGGUUAAAUCCCAAGGGUGCUGCAUGAGGACAUGUGAUUAAAAAUGGCAUAGCCUGAGAUCUAAAGACAUGCAGGUGAAUAUCGUCCAGAGAGAGACGGAUAAUAGUAGGGUUUGUGAGAUAUUACCAUCAGCUUUGAUGGGAUGAAGAUCGGAAGAGUUUUGCACCUAUGUGGGCUUUUGGAAAAUGGGAAAUUGACUUGAAUGACUUAAUAAUUGUGAUUUUCUUGAAAUUGUAAAAAAAGAGUACUUAAUUUUAAGCAAACACCCUAUUCUAGAUUUGUGGUGUAGAGUAAAUAGUUUAAUCAUAAAUGCUAUCGCGACCAUGAGUGAAACAGAGAGGAAACGUCCAAGCAUUGCUGGCAGAGAAAAAGGACCAGGGCCUGGGCGAUACAUUCUACCACCGACAAUUGGCUUUAUAGGCCAUGAUUUCACAAAGCUGACUAAUCCUGCCUACACCUUUCAUAGUAGGAUGAGUAACAACAUGCACUGCAUAGACUGCAGUCCAGGGCCUAAAUAUCACAUUGACGCAAAGCUUACUCGUUUUGGAAGGGAUGGCACCCCAGCCUAUUCAAUACAUGGAAGAAUGGAAGGUCGAGGAGGAGUUUUCUGCACUCCUGGACCAGGAGCAUACAGCCCUGAGAAAGCCCCUUUUGGUAGCAACCAUCGCAAACAACCAUCCCACACUAUGGGUUACCGCACUCAGUAUCGGUCUGUCGACGCCGUGCCUGCCCCAAACAGAUACACCCUUCCUUCUCUCAUGGGCUCCCACAUCCUGACCAAGACAUCAAGUGCUAGUUACACCAUCUCUGGGAAAAGCAAAACGGGAGGUCCUGCUGAGGACUUAUCAAAAACACCAGGUCCUGGUAGAUAUAACAGCACAGAUCCCAACGUCUAUCUCCCGAGACGGCCUGCUUUCUCUAUGCUGGGUAGACACAAUGCAAAAAGAGAGUCAACAGUAGUACCAGGACCAGGAAGUCAUAACCCUGAGAAAGUGACAGUGCACAAGCCCAGACCUCCUGCAUUCUCCUUAGGCAUCAGACACUCGGAGUUUGUAACACCUUUAGUUACAGAUUAG
Paramisgurnus dabryanus is the source of this 1759-nucleotide messenger RNA. RefSeq names its product CIMAP1 family member D (gene cimap1d). Gene Ontology annotation, cellular component: cytoskeleton. NCBI's taxonomy places the organism in Eukaryota, Metazoa, Chordata, Actinopteri, Cypriniformes, Cobitidae. The record is from RefSeq and is a predicted model, not a curated record.